AACAAAAAAAAACACGAAUCUGAUUUAUAGAAAAUGUAUUGAGUAUUAAGAACUAGACAGCCGACAGAUGAUUCUUGCUGGCCGAUGAAAUGUUAACAGCAUUUAGUGAAAAGAGAAGAACAUAUCCUGCACAAUGUGCUAUAUAAUCAUAACAGGUGGCAGUUUAAUAUGGUUUUUAUUAACUUUAAUUGCUGACAUGUUAAUAGCGUCGGCCAUAGUAACACCGAAAUGGCUUAUAGGACCGGCAGCUUACACCUUCGCAGUCACAUCGCAAUCUUUGCAACACGAAAAUGUGACCAGAUCAACAACAAUUUCUGAAACGCCAAUAACAACAGCCACAACGACAGCGGUGCGUUAUCCGUCCGUAGGUAUCUAUACACGCUGUAAAGCCAUGAAAGAUAUUGGUUUUCAUUGCGGGCCAUUCGAUUUGGACGGAUUCGCGACGGAUAGCAGUAUUUAUCCAACCGCGUGGAAAGCAUCCAUGUUUUUUAUAUCCCUGGGAUUUGUUUUACUUACGUUGACCGUGUUGUGCACUUUGAUAUCGUGUUGCCGUCAAUCGGUAUUUGGCAAAAGUAUACAUAAUAUGACUGCUUGUGCUCAGGUGAUAGCAGGUAUUAGUGUUAUGCUAGCUUUGUUUUUACAUCCCGUGGGUUGGUCGGCUGCACGUGUACAACUCUUGUGCGGACCUGAUGCUGAGCCGUUCUACGCGGCCGGUUGUUCAAUAGGCAUAUCAUUUUAUUGCGCCGCUACAGGAAUUUUACUCUGUUUUAUAUGCGCUGGGAUUAGUAUUAAAGCGGAAUCUUCAAAUAUGCGUUCCCAUGUUAAGAGACGCGUCGAGGAGGGUGAACGACUUGUUUGUAUUCCAUAAUAUGUAAUUGAAGCUACCAUGAGUCACAACAACAAUAAUCAUUAUAUUGUUGCUAUCUAUAAAAAGAAAAACAGUUGAGAUGAACAUGUGCGUAUAUAAAUUUUAUCAAUUUGGGUUAGGAUUUGUCAUCAGUAGAAAUAAAAUAAUCGAAAUCAGCAUUUCUCAACUAAAAUAAAAAUACUCCCAAUACAAUUUAGUCAAAGAUUAGUUGUGCACUUAAACUGUGACGACGAUAAGAGAUUUUUCGAGAAAUUUUCACGAAAAAGUUUUCGAAAAUAUAUUCAAAGAUCUUUUAAUAUUUUCUUUUUUUGCAAAAA
Messenger RNA from Glossina fuscipes, 1185 nucleotides. RefSeq names its product LHFPL tetraspan subfamily member 2a protein. Lineage: Eukaryota; Metazoa; Arthropoda; Insecta; Diptera; Glossinidae. The record is from RefSeq and is a predicted model, not a curated record. Gene Ontology annotation, cellular component: membrane. Bases 134 to 868 code for a protein of 244 amino acids. The transcript has 4 exons.